Messenger RNA from Neoarius graeffei (lesser salmon catfish), 1770 nucleotides. It is a transcript of the gene rnf183, whose product is annotated as ring finger protein 183. Gene Ontology annotation, biological process: protein ubiquitination. Gene Ontology annotation, molecular function: ubiquitin protein ligase activity. Lineage: Eukaryota; Metazoa; Chordata; Actinopteri; Siluriformes; Ariidae. The record is from RefSeq and is a predicted model, not a curated record. The coding region runs from base 323 to 1201 and encodes 292 amino acids. The transcript has 2 exons.
GUUAAGUAGGUUUGUGCUGUUGUGUUUAUCUGAAAGUUCAAAUUCUACCUGGACCAGUCGAACAGGUCUGACCUAGAGGGGAGGGUGAGUGAUGAUUGGCACAGGUGAGUAGGAAGAACAUCAAGCCAGAAAGAUCAGUGCACAGAGAACGACUGCAGUCUACAUGGAUGGUAAAGUAAGGUGAAGGUGAAAAGCGUAAAGGAAGACGCUGGAUUAUAUGUUGUUGGAUCCAACCAAGCUUGGACUAUAUCCAAGGAUCCAAGCCUCUGGAGGGUGGCUGCUUCCACUUCCCUGAGUAUUUUACUCUUCCAAGUUCUGUGCCAUGACUGACAACCAAGCAAGUGCAGGAAGAGGCCAAGAGAAGCUCAAACCAAACGUCAAACCUCAGCAAGAAUGGAAGGACAAUAACCAACAGGGGGCACCAGAAAAACGUGAAACAUCCCAUCGGCGGAGUCGUAGCAGUGAUUCGGAGCGACGUGGCAGACGAAGGGAGCGAGCACAGGAACGUGGGGGAAAGAGGGAGCGUGGUCGCAGCGAAGAGGCCAGACGUGUCUCAAAGAGAACCAGCAAUGGCCGAGACGUUACUAACCAUCCCCAGGACAACCUAGAUGAAACGGAGUGUCCCAUCUGCUUCUGUAACUAUGACAAUGUCUUUAAGACUCCGAAGCUGCUCCCUUGUGGCCACACAUUUUGCCUAGAGUGUCUGGCUCGCAUCAAUGUCUCGUCUGUGGAGAUCAAGAAGCUGUCGUGCCCUGUGUGCCGGGAGCAGACAGAAAUCCGGCAUGGCCGAGACUUGCCACAACUUGGCAACAAUGAGCAUGUUUUCCGCAAGCUGCCACCUCAGAUGCAGAGGGCUCAAUCUGUGCGCUUUGAACGCAGCAAAGGCAAACUGGUCCUCAAGAACGCUCCUAUAACAAGCUGCUUCAAUAAGAAGAGCACAGUUCUGCCUGUUGGGGCCGUAGAGGAAGGUCUCGCAUCACCUACGACUGUAAAUGUGGGCAGACCUCCGAACAGGAUGAGAGGUCGCAUAAGAAGGAUGUUUGCGUCUAAUAAUUGCUACUACACCGUGGUGGUGAUCAUCGUUGUGGUCGCGGUUGCUCUGGUAAUAGUGGGCGUUUUGACCUUUGUGGUGAUGCCUAACGUGAUGAAUGGAAAGAAACCUCCACAUGAGCACACCGGACACAACAUGACUCAUGGGUAGUGGGAGGCAAACCCUGUAAGAUGAACUGAGGAAGCGAAUCUAAGGCUAAGAGAGCACACCAAACUCAAGGAGUUGGUAUUGUUGCAUGGAGAUGACAUGGCUGAAACGUAUCUGUCGGCUUUGCCACCAUCAGUGGCCUAAUACAAAAAGGUGUGCUGCGCUGCAUACUGUAAACUUUCUGCGAUGGCUGCAACUUGAACAGUGUGAAGGAUGAGCUCAAGAACCUGUUGUAUCUGAAUAGAAAUGUUCACCAGAUGGAAAUGCCAUAAACACGUACUGUGACUACUGAACUAUGAAACACGCUUACAGUUCACAGAGGUAUACACAACCGAGGCGUAUUUGAACACGUUGACACGUUUUAGCUUUUCUGUUGCAGGUUAUAACAAUUUGCAUUUAUUUUCUGGUCCAAUAAUAUAGAUGUCACUGGAGAGCUUUAAGGAACAAAACAACCUCACUGUUUCGUUAAUUUUAGUAUUGUUACAAGGAAGUUUGGAUGCUGAUGGGAGUGAGAAAGGAAAGGAAAUGCAAAUGAUGUUGGAUAUAUAACAAUAAACAGGAAAAAAAACUCA